UGUCUGCUUCCGAAAGCAGGAAAAAGGAAAACAAGACAUAAUUUUUUUAUUGUACGAUGUAGAAAAUACUGUAUUUUAAUCACAAUGCACGAGGCGUACGAAGCGGCUCCAAUACUGGAGAAGCUGCCUCUUCAAAUAGAAUCAAUUGCAUGUUUUGAUGACAUCUUGUUGGUGGGAACAAAGCAGGGUCACUUGUUGCAGUACAAGAUUAAACGGAGUACUCGAGUCACAGAUAAAAGAUUUGAUGUCACAUUAGAAAGAUCAAACAAAUCAUUUGCUAAGAAGCCUAUAACUCAGCUUGCUGCUGUGCCCGAACUCUUCAUAUUAAUCAGUUUGUCAGACAAUGUGAUCAGUGUUCAUGAUCUGACAACAUUUAAUCUUGUGACAUGUGUCGCAAGAACAAAAGGAGCGACUCUGUUUGCCAUAGAUGUUCAGAAAGUGAAAUCUCAGACUGGAGAUGUUCAUUCUACUCUUCGACUGGGAGUGUCGUCCAAGCGCCGGAUUCAGCUUUUCUACUGGAAGAAUCGAGACUUCCAUGAACUCCUGGACGAUCUGAGUCCCUAUGAUACACCAAGAGCCAUGGCAUGGUGUAAAGAUCCAGAGGGAAAGAAAGAUUCCAUGUGUGUUGGCUUUAAGAGAGAGUACUAUAUGAUAGAUGUGAAGGAUGGUAAUCUCACAGAACUGUUUCCUGUCGGCAACCAGCAGGCUGAGCCAAUAGUAACGAGCCUUGCUAAUGGUAGACUGGCUCUCGGUCGGGAUCAGAUGUCUAUUCUCAUUGACUCUUCUGGAGCUCCAGUGAGAAAAGAACCAAUCAAAUGGACAGAUAUUCCUGUUGCAAUUGAACACAAUCCUCCAUAUGUGAUAGCACUUUUACCAAAAUAUGUGGAAAUCAGAACAAUAGAACCUAACAUUAUGAUUCAAAGUAUUGAACUGCAAAAACCUAAGUUCAUUUGCCAAGGGAGUGGGUUCGUGUAUGUUGCAUCAGCAAACUUUGUGUGGCGUCUUGCUCUGAUGCCCAUCUCGGUCCAGAUUAGACAGCUACUUGAAGCUCAGGAGUUCAAGUUGGCUUUACAUUUAGUUGAAAUGACCGAUGAGCCUGAAUCAGAGAAAGCAAAGCGGACACGAAGUAUACAGAAUCUGUACGCCUUCCACCUGUUCUGUCAACACAAUUUCGAAGAGUCCAUGAAAAUAUUUGAUCAGUUAGGAACAGAUCCUAGUCAUGUGAUUGGCUUGUAUCCCAAUCUUCUGCCUCAAGACUUCAGAAGCCAGCUGGAAUAUCCAAAUAAACUUCCUAAUCUGGAAGGAGGAGAGUUGGAGAAGGGACUGCUCUCUCUUAUAGACUACCUCACUGAUAAAAGAAAUCAACUGAUUAAGGACAUCAAUAAGGAAAUGGAAACGACUGCUAUAGUUGAAGGAAAUGUGACGAUCCGGUCGAAGAAACAGCUCAGUCAGAUUAUCGAUACCACGUUACUCAAGUGCUAUCUACAGACGAAUGAUGCCCUGGUGGCCCCACUACUCCGACUGAAAGACAACAACUGUCAUGUGGAGGAGAGUGAGAGAGUGCUCAAGAAGAAAGAGAAAUACAUUGAACUCAUCAUCCUCUAUCAAAAGAAAGGUCUACAUCAAAAAGCUCUAAGCCUUUUAAUGAAGCAAGCUGCGAGACCUGACUCCCCUCUGAAAGGCCAUGAUCGAACAGUGCAAUAUCUACAACAUCUCGGUUCUGAGCAUCUUAAUCUCAUACUGGAAUACUCCGAGUGGGUUCUUAAAAAACACCCAGAAGAUGGACUCAACAUAUUUACAGAAGAUCUCCCUGAAGUUGAGAAUCUCCCAAGAGAUAUAGUACUGGCAUAUUUAGAAAAAAUUGGAAAAGAGUUAGAAACCAAUGGAAAAGAAUUAGCCAUUCAAUAUUUGGAACAUGUCAUCUUCCAGUGGCAUGAUACGACCCCUGAGUUCCACAACCGCUUGGUGCACCUGUACAGGGAACAGAUCCAAGGUCCAAUGGAGGAAUACUUGGAGGCUCUUCCAGAAGGUCAUCCUCCAUGCAAAGCUGGCCAGGAACCUGGUGAACUCGGCGAGUUCCGACGCAAGUUGAUUGACUUCCUGCAGGAAUCAAAGUGCUAUAUUCCAGAAAGACUGCUAGCCAGCUUUCCUCUAGAUAAAUUCUUUGUUGAACGAGCAACACUGCUGGGAAGACUGGGUCGACAUGAGCAUGCAUUAGGCAUUUAUGUUCAUAUUCUACAAGAUCCAGAGCUGGCAAAGGAUUUUUGUGAGAAAAACUUCAAUAAGGAUAAAGAAGGGAACAAAGAUGUCUACACGUACUUGCUCAAGAUGUACCUGCAGCCACCAGAACCGUCUGCGUUAGGGAUAGCUCCAGGUCAGGGUGUCAAGGCAAAGCCAAACAUGGAAGCAGCACUCAAGUUACUCGAAGAUCAUGCUUGGAAAAUAGAAACUACUAAAGCACUAGAACUGUUGCCAGCAACAACCAGAGUGCGCGAUAUCUUGGUGUAUUUGGAGAAUGUUAUGGAACACAGAGCGUCCCAGCAUCGACAGGACCAAGUCCUUAAAAGCAUGUUGUAUGCCGAGAACCUACAGGUCCAGGAACAGCGCAUGCAUUACCAGAAGAUUAAGGUGCUAAUUAAUGACGAGAAAGUCUGCCGAGUCUGUAAGAAAAGAAUAGGAGACAGUGCAUUCGCAAGAUAUCCAAAUGGAGUGAUUGUUCACUACUAUUGUUGCAAAGAUACAAAAGUCUGCCCAGUGGAUAUAUAGAUAUCAAAUCCUAGACAAUACAUAAAGGAUGAUUGGCCAUACAAACCACUCAAGUCAGAAACCAGUCUGGGGUUUUUAUCACCUGCUAUGCUAGACUAAUAUGUUAGUCAUUGUUAGGGAGGGGUGGGCUCCAAUCUUUAAUUGAAAAUUCUUUAUUUCACAUCUGGGACUCUGUUCAUACUUUGGACUUGGAAGUUAAAAUAAAAAUUUCUAUUUUAGGUGCUGUGAACUUUUUUGAAGUCUGUAUAGAAAAAGAUCAAAUCAGAUUUCAGAGAUACAUAUUAAGAUUUCCAAGUUUGAAAUUUAGGUCUGAACAUCAGUUAUUUAACUUAUUAAAUGUGGGUCUUGUUGGAUCAUGUUACUACUAUCAAAAGGUGGUUUAUUACAUCAAUAAAUGGCAAACUUUGUGGAGUUACUCUCUGUAUGGUUGAACAUCUCGGUAACUGAUCCAUUAUGAACUGUGACAUAAUCUCGAUUGGUGAGACGGAUGAUUCAUCUUCUAAACUUGGUGCCGAGUGUGUAAGACUACACUUUAUGUCAGCAGAGAUGAACUAACUUAAAUCUGUAUUUCUUUGUAAAAUCAAUUUGCAUUAGAAUAAGCCAUAUCAAAGCUGUAAUCUUCUGUAAUUGUAUAUUUUUGUUAGGCCUAAAAAAAAAUUGUGUGUUUUCGGGAACUCAACCCUACUUAGAAAAAAGUGCUGAUUUUAAGGUUUGUUUUUGAUUUAAAAAAUUAAUAUGUAGGUAAUAAGAGUACAUACAUAAGAUUUUAUCUGGACCUUUAGGGGUGAACGUAGUUUUAAAGCAAAAAAAAAAAGAGAAAAAAAGCCAACCUACAGUAUCUAAUUUUUGGAGGGGGCACAUUUCCGGGACACACAUUUGAUUUUUUUAAAGCUUUAUUUAACCAUUUAAAAUAGAUCACCAACAUGAUAUUCUUCCUAUGACAUUAAAUCAUUUGAUAUCUUUAAUAUGCAGCUGCAUAAAAAUGUAUUGAUUUGACAUUAAUGCUCAGAAUGUGGCACUCCUCCAUGUUUUGAGUAACAGUCUAUUUUUAUGGUAUGACAUUGUCCGUAUGUAAACUUUUCAUUUCCAGAACAUAUCUUUAUAAUCAAUUCAUAUAGGAUCAUCAAACCUUGCUUGCAAAUACAACUUGCAAUUGGUGGUGUGUCACAUACCAUGACUAGGUCACCAUGACCUACUUUUAUGUAUUACUGCACAUUAAAGGAAAUUCUUGUCCAGGUUGUCUUUGACAUAAUCUUUGGCGUUGUUGUAUGUACGUUUGUUCAUAAGUCCAUACAUCUGUCCAUAAACUUUAGUUUGCGGAGCAUAUAUUUUUUAUAAAAUCAUAUAGGAUCAUCAAACCUUGCAUGCAAGUACAACUUGGGAUGUCAGUGUAUUGCAUACCAUAACUAGGUCACCACAAUCUACUUUUGACAAGCGUAUCACGUACCUAACCCGGUACUCCUGUUAAAAAUGAUAACCGACUCAUUUGUUGUAUCAAGGCAAUAGGUUACAUAAUAUGAUUGCAAAAAAACUAAGUUUAAUACAACUUUAGUUGUAUUUUUAUUUUGCAUUAGAAGACAAUGUUGCUGGCCUGAUGAGUGGUCGAUCUAGGAUCAAUCCCUGUUCAAUUUCCCGUUCCAGCCAGUGCUUCACAGCUGGUGUAACAAAGUAUGUACUAUCCUGUAUAUGGGGUGAUGCAUAUAAAAGAUUUUUGCUGCUAAUCGAAAAGAGUUUCCCAUGGGGUGGUGGCAGCGGGUUUCCUAUAAUUAUCUAAUUGGUUCUUAACCAUAUGUGCGAGGCCAUAUAACUAUAGUUAACAUGACAUGUGUUGAGUGCAUUGUUAAAUAAAACAUGUUUUUAAAUAAAA
Gigantopelta aegis is the source of this 4633-nucleotide messenger RNA. RefSeq names its product vam6/Vps39-like protein. Gene Ontology annotation, cellular component: cytoplasm; membrane. The record is from RefSeq and is a predicted model, not a curated record. Bases 85 to 2766 code for a protein of 893 amino acids. Gene Ontology annotation, biological process: vesicle-mediated transport; intracellular protein transport; endosomal vesicle fusion. The transcript is spliced from 25 exons. Gene Ontology annotation, molecular function: protein binding. Lineage: Eukaryota; Metazoa; Mollusca; Gastropoda; Neomphalida; Peltospiridae.